AUUAAAAUUCAUUUUGUUUGAUAAAGUUUUGUACAAAUGUCAGCAAAAGGGAGUCGCAUAUGUGUGGUGGGCGCGGGUGCCGCCGGAUUGACAUCAAUUAAGACAUGUCUGGAAGCGGGACUGGAAGUGGUCUGCUAUGAGAAGACAUCAAAUAUAUCGGGUCUUUGGUGUUACAGACGUGAAGACAUCGAAGGCGUCGGAAGAGUACAGAAGACGACGAUCACGAACUCGUCUAAAGAAAUCAAUUCAUUCUCUGAUUUUGCGAUUCCUAAAGAAUUUCCCAAUUAUUUGGAUCACAAGAAAAUGUGUGAAUACUUUGAAUUAUAUGCCAAACACUUCCAACUCUUACCUCACAUUCGGUUCAAGCAUUCGGUGCUUAAAAUAGACAAAACCCAUGAUUACGACACUUCUCACAGACUUAAGGUUGUCGUCCAGAAUAGUGAAGACAAUUCUGUCUCGACUCAAGAAUUUGAUGGCGUUAUGGUGUGCACCGGACAUCAUACCACUCCCCGGUGGCCACACUUUCCCGGACAACAUUUGUUUAAAGGUAAAAUACUUCACUCAAGAGAUCUUAGCUCUCAAUUGGAUUUACAAGAAUAUGAGGACAAGACGGCUGUUGUCGUAGGCAUUGGUAACUCUGGCUGUGAUUCUGCCGUAGAAUUAAGCUAUUUAUGUGACAAGACAUACAUGUCAUUACGACGGGGCGGUUGGGUUUUGUACAGAUUGGGAACAAAUGGAUGGCCCAUUGAUUAUCUAUUGCAGACUAGAUUUCUAAAUACAAUCAGAAAACUGUUCCCAUUUGGUCUUAUUUGUUGGUAUUUCGAGACUUUUUACUUUAACUAUCGCUUCAAUCAUAGACUCUAUGGAAUUGAACCCAACUCCAGAUGUUUCUCUGAAAUACCAAUCAUUAGUGAUGUAUUGCCCACAAGAAUAAUUAGCGGUAGAAUCGCUAUUAAGAAAAAUAUUAAGCGAUUCGUUGAGGACGGGGUCAUAUUUGAAGGUGAUCAAAAUGUAACAAAAUGUGAUUUAGUGGUUAUGGCAACUGGUUAUCACUAUUCGUUUCCCAUUAUCGAUGAGAGUCUUUUCAAACACACCGACUCAAAGCCAUUGAAUUUAUACAAACAAGUAUUUCCCGAGCAAUUGUCGCACUGGAGUCUCGCCCUAAUCGGUGCCAUUCAACCGAAUGGAGGAAUAUUCUCGUUGUUUGAGAUGCAGGCGCGAUGGUAUACAAUGCUUAUGACCGGCAAAUGCCAGUUCCCAUCACACGACCACAUUGUGGCCGACAUUGCAUCGGCUAAUCAAAUACGAGACCAAAUAUUCUAUAAGUCUGUCAGAAAUUCUUUAGGAGUUGAUUGGAUUUCAUAUAUGGAUGACAUCGCAGAUAUUAUUGGCGUAAAGCCAGAUAUAAGACAAUACCUGUUCUCUGAUACACCUCUUUUCAUACGAUUAGUGUUUGGGACGGCAUUAUCGUAUGAGUAUCGGUUAAAAGGUCCCAAUUCUUGGGGUGGUGCUAGAGAUGCUCUCAUGCAGUCUGACUAUAGGGUUAGGUAUGGAAUCAAUCCCAAUGAAGCUAAGUCUGGGUCUCAAUAUUAUUUAAAUGCAGACUUUUAUAAAAUAGUGUUUGUAUUGAUCUUCCGAAUGAAUUGCUUCAUAAUGAAGAUUAGAGGCAUAUAUAGGAAUUCCUAUAAAGACUAA
Oppiella nova is the source of this 1695-nucleotide messenger RNA. NCBI's taxonomy places the organism in Eukaryota, Metazoa, Arthropoda, Arachnida, Sarcoptiformes, Oppiidae. The record is from the annotation of a GenBank genome assembly.